Molecule: messenger RNA, 2231 nt
Organism: Electrophorus electricus (electric eel)
Lineage: Eukaryota; Metazoa; Chordata; Actinopteri; Gymnotiformes; Gymnotidae
Product: hyccin 2
Biological process (GO): protein localization to plasma membrane; phosphatidylinositol phosphate biosynthetic process
Cellular component (GO): plasma membrane
Source: RefSeq, a predicted model, not a curated record
UUCCACGUGGCCGUCCAGUAGCGGCGCAGUGCGCACGUCCGCGGCGUAGACCGGAGGGGAUAGAUGUCAGCACGCGAGUGUCCUCGCGCCUGGCCAGUCUUGCGGGCUCGCUGCGUACGCUUACAUGCGGUAAAGACGGAGCUGCGUGCUUAGGAGUAGCACGGCCGGAGUGGAGUGCGUUUCGGCUGCACACACACACACUGCAGACUCGCUCAAGGACUCCAGCUACCGUCGCGCGAGGAGCAAGCAGCAAGCAGCCUGCUGCAGCCAGCCCUUGCCUCGCCGCGCCGCGGUCGCCGUGCGUCGUGAGGUCUCGGGCGAAAUCACACCGGUGUGUAUCACUCACACGGCUGGUGGAUUAUGAGGGGAAGCGUACGCGUGUGCGUGACCUAGCUAGGCUGCACCGACACAGGCUGCACGAUAUUCGUCGACAGCAGAUAUCGGCCACUGGAACUGUUUUCAAGCAAGACGCGAUUGCGAGGAAGUUGAUACAGGCAAGAAUUAUAUCACCUCUACGCAACGAUGAAGUCAGAACCAAAUCGGCCGUUGGGCCAGUGACUGGUAUGUUAGCAGACAUGAUGGAGAGUCAGAAUGUGAUCUUCCCUCCCCGAAACCACUGAAGCCAGAGUGAGUGAGGUGGACCAUGCUGUGUGCAGAGCGUGGCGUAGUGGAGGAAUGGCUUUCAGAAUUCAAGGCAUUACCUGACAAUCUGAUUCCGGGGUAUCCGUGUCGCCUGAGUCUGCAGAAAGAUCUGGUGCCAGCACUGUACACAGUUAUUCAGGAGCAUCCCAGCAGUGAGCUCCUUGCCCCGGUGUGUCACCAGCUGUUCGAGCUGUACCGUAGCCCAGAGGUUGGCCUGCGCCGCUUCACCCUGCAGUUCCUGCCUGAGCUUGUCUGGGUGUACCUGCGCCACACGACCGGCAGAGAGCACCAUCGCAACGGCUGUGUGGAGGCCCUGCUGCUAGGCAUUUAUAACCUGGAGAUCGUGGACAAUAAAGGCAACAGUAAGCUCUUGUCCUUCACUGUACCAAGUCUCUCCAAACCUUCCAUAUACCAUGAGCCAUGCAGUCUAGGUACCAUGGCUCUCACGGAGGGGGCCUUGAGUCAGCAUGACCUGAUCAGGGUGGUGUACAGCGGCCUCCUGCCCCAGAGAGAGACCUUCACCUCCCAGAACAGGUUUGAGGUGCUGUCUUUCCUCAUGCUCUGCUAUAACUCUGCUGUGGUCUACAUGCCUGCAUCCUCUCAGCAGUCAGCCUGCAGAAUGAGCUCACGAUUGUGUGUGUGCGGUUACCCGCGGCAACAGGAGAAGCUGUGGAGGGAGUCGUGCAAUCGCGUGCGUCUGGACCCAGAGUUUAUGGUGCAGAUGCUGAGUGCAGUGUAUCAUGCCAUAUACAACGGUCAGUGGGAACUUGGCAGAGAGGCACUGGAGGACAUCUUGUAUCGAGCCCAACUAGAUCUCUAUCCCCAGCCACUACUGUUAGCGAAUGCUAUGACUCGCUCACUGCCGUCACGACCACCAGAAGGUGCACGGAAUCUUCUAGAGGUUGAGGCCACGCCCACAAACAAGCGAGUGUCACAGACGGCCAUCACUGCUGCCUCCAUCCGCAGACUGCGUUGGAAACGAGAGGAUGCCGACGGCUUGAGCUGUGGAGAGGACUCGUUCGAUCCAGACGAGGGCUUCUCCUCGGGCGCCUCCAGCUGCAGCCAGCCCAGCAGCAUGAAGCGGGACCGGGCCGCGGGGGGUCGGCCGCGCUGGGAGUUGGCGGCGCGGCCGCGAGGGAGUGCGGUAGCCAACGCCCGGGCCGCGCUGCGCCAGGUCCACCAACGACGCCAGUCCCCACCUCUGGCCAUUACCCUCCGCACCGCCGAGAGUAGCCCGAGUCCCAGUCCCAGCACGGCGCGCAGGUUCCUGGACCCGCACCGCGUUCCUGCCUUCGCCGGUCCACUGCCCAGAACCGGCAGCACGUCCUCCAGUAAGUCCCUCGACUGCACGGGCCUCAACGGCUCAUCGGGGCCGACGGACAGCCUGUCACUGGGCAGCCUGGGGGCAGACAGAGCCCACUGUCUGUCCGCCGUUAGCCUGCAGGAGGAUCACCUUGGCCGGCCAACGAUGAGCGAGGAUCUCCUGUCCUCUGGAAGCCCCCUUUCCAAACAGUCGCGCUCCUCCAGUUUUAAUAUGCAGAUUAUAUCACAGGUGUAGAUUAAGUUCGCAGGGCUGAGGUGUGUGUGUG